AUGAUACAGAAGACGUCUGCAGGACAGAAGAUAUCUCAGACUCGGGUUUUUGAUUGGCAUCGGCGCUUUCGUGACGGCAGAUCGUCUGUGGAAGAUGAAAAGGGGCGUGGUCGUAAGAGUUCCGUAGACGCAACGUUAGUGGCAUCUGUAAAGGACGUCAUCUUCAGAGAUAGGCGGACACAAAUACGAGAUGUUUGUAACAUAACUGGUUAUAGUUUCGGUACAGUCCAGAGAGUUAUUUCUGAACAACCGAACAUGAAAAAGGUUCUGCGUAUAGAUUUGCCACGUGCGUUGAUGAAGAAGAGGCCCGACGUUACCAUGGAUAAUAUAGUGUUACACCAGGACAAUGCCCCCGCUCAUACGGCAGAAUCCACCAAGUUGGAGAUAAAUAUACUUGGUUGCGAUUCAGUGGAACACCCUCCUUAUUCUCCGGACUUAGCUCCGCUGGAUUUUCGUGUAUUCCCAGUGGUAAAGGCUGCCUUAAAGGAUUGUGGCUCCGUACCAGCGGUACCACACAGCACGUAUACAGCCCCCACAAACAAACUCCUCGGUGCACGUGUAACGUACUCGUGUAAUUCUGGAUAUACGUCGUCAGGCACAGUGAGCAUUUCAUGCUCGACAAGCGGUUGGACCACACCACCAGUCUGUCAUUGGGAUUGUGGCACGGUACCAGCAGUGUCGUACAGCACGUAUACGGCCCCAACAAACACACUCCUCGGUGCACGUGUAACGUACUCGUGUAAUUCUGGAUACACGGCGUCGGGUGCAGUGAUCAUUUCAUGCUCCACAAGCGGUUGGACUUCACCACCAGUCUGUCAUAAAGAUUGUGGCACCGUACCAGCGGUUCCACACGGCACAUAUACAGCCCCCACUAACACAUUCCUCGGUGCACGUGUAACGUUCUCAUGUAAUUCUGGAUAUACGUCGUCGGGUGCAAUGACCAUAUAUUGCCAGACAAGCGGUUGGACCACACCACCAGUCUGUCAUUGGGAUUGUGGCACCGUACCAUCAGUACCACACAGCACGUAUACAGCUCCCAUAAACACACUCCUCGGUGCACAUGUAACGUACUCGUGUAAUUCUGGAUACACGUCGUCGGGUGCAGUGAUCAUUUCAUGCUCGACAAGCGGUUGGACCACACCACCAGUCUGUCAUUGGGAUUGUGGCACGGUACCAGCAGUGUCGUACAGCACGUAUACAACCCCAACAAACACACUCCUCGGUGCACGUGUAACGUACUCGUGUAAUUCUGGAUAUACGGCGUCGGGUGCAGUGAUCAUUUCAUGCUCGACAAGCGGUUGGACCUCACCACCAGUCUGUCAUAAAGAUUGUGGCACUGUACCAGCGGUUCCACACAGCACAUAUACAGCCCCCACUAACACAUUUCUCGGUGCACGUGUAACGUUCUCAUGUAAUUCUGGAUAUACGUCGUCGGGUGCAAUGACCAUAUAUUGCCGGACAAGCGGUUGGACCACACCACCAGUCUGUCAUUGGGAUUGUGGCACCGUACCAGCAGUACCACACAGCACGUAUACAGCUCCCAUAAACACACUCCUCGGUGCACAUGUAACGUACUCGUGUAAUUCUGGAUACACGUCGUCGGGUGCAGUGAUCAUUUCAUGCUCGACAAGCGGUUGGACCACACCACCAGUCUGUCAUUGGGAUUGUGGCACGGUACCAGCAGUGUCGUACAGCACGUAUACAGCCCCAACAAACACACUCCUCGGUGCACGUGUAACGUACUCGUGUAAUUCUGGAUAUACGGCGUCGGGUGCAGUGAUCAUUUCAUGCUCGACAAGCGGUUGGACCUCACCACCAGUCUGUCAUAAAGAUUGUGGCACCGUACCAGCGGUUCCACACAGCACAUAUACAGCCCCCACUAACACAUUUCUCGGUGCACGUGUAACGUUCUCAUGUAAUUCUGGAUAUACGUCGUCGGGUGCAGAAACCAUUUCAUGCUCGACAAGUGAUUGUGGCACCGUACCAGCAGUUCCACACAGCACGUAUAUAGCCCCAACAAACACACUUCUCGGUGUUCGUGUAACCUACUCGUGUAAUUCUGGAUACACGUCGUCGGAUGCAGUGAUCAUUUCAUGUUCGACAAGCGGUUGGACCACACCACCAGUCUGUCAUUGGGAUUGUGGCAAUGUACCAGUUGUACAACAUAGCACGUACACAGCCCCCACAAACACACUCCUAGGUGUGCGUGUAACGUACUCGUGUAAUUCUGGAUAUACGGCGUCGGGUGCAGAGAUUAUUUUAUGCUCGACAAGCGGUUGGACCACACCACCGGACUGCCAUCCAGUAACCUGCUCUGUACCGGACGUAGAGGAUGCUUCGAAAGAUUCGGGGGCAACGAUUGUUUACAACACGACUGUUACGUACACGUGUGCAGAAAGUUACAUUGUAACAAAUGGCAGUUUAGUAAGGACAUGUCAAGCUGACGGCCAAUUGGAUGGUACUUCCCCAACUUGUACUCCAGGAACACGAGCUAUUAGAUUAACUAACGGUACAACUCAAUUAGAGGGUCGUGUUGAAGUAGUACACAAUGGAACAUGGGGUACGAUCUGUGAUGAUGGAACAAAUACAAACUUUGCCAAGGUCGUGUGUCGACAGCUAGGAUAUGCUACUGAUAGUGUGGCAUUACGUACGAAUGCCUAUUUCGGUGCAGGUAGUGAUCCGAUUUGGCUGGAGGAUGUCACUUGUCAAGGAGACGAGCCUUCGAUCGACGCGUGCUCGUUCAGUGUAUGGGGACAACACAACUGCGGACAUAACGAAGAUGUCGGAGUAACAUGCACACCUGCUAUAAAACUACGUAACGGUACAACGUACUUAGAGGGUCGUGUUGAAGUAUUUCACAAUGACACAUGGGGUACUGUCUGUGAUGAUGGCAUAAAUACAAACUUUGCCAAGGUCGUGUGUCGACAGCUCGGAUAUCCUACGUAUUUUUUUUUCAUAAAUGAUUCAAUGUUUAAACAAAACUAAUUUUAUUGAAGUAAUUCUCGGUUAGAUAUUUUUGUUUUAUUUUAAACAUCUGUGUAUGCUUUACUGACUUAUUCGUGGGAAAAUUCUGAAAUUGUUUGGCAGACAAUUAAAAAAGUAAAACGAACACCAGCAUUCAUAUCAA
Messenger RNA from Mya arenaria, 3127 nucleotides. Its product is annotated as sushi, von Willebrand factor type A, EGF and pentraxin domain-containing protein 1-like. Bases 1 to 2985 code for a protein of 994 amino acids. The transcript is spliced from 17 exons. NCBI's taxonomy places the organism in Eukaryota, Metazoa, Mollusca, Bivalvia, Myida, Myidae. The record is from RefSeq and is a predicted model, not a curated record. Gene Ontology annotation, molecular function: nucleic acid binding. Gene Ontology annotation, cellular component: membrane.